Molecule: messenger RNA, 2205 nt
Organism: Magnolia sinica
Lineage: Eukaryota; Viridiplantae; Streptophyta; Magnoliopsida; Magnoliales; Magnoliaceae
Exons: 17
Coding region: 177-2054 (625 amino acids)
Molecular function (GO): protein binding
Source: RefSeq, a predicted model, not a curated record
UUACCCAGACUGAUAACCCGCGUAUGCCGUUGAAAUACGCGGGUCUCGUCCCCAUAUAUGCAAUUCCUCUACAAUGAAAAUCCUCUCUCGCAACGGCGGCAACAUCUCCAUAGUCGGUAUCUUCAGUUGUUUUGGCUAAGACUGGUUUUUAGUGUUGCUGAACAUAAGUACAAAGAAUGAGGGAAUUUCCAUCUUUGCUCUCUCUAUGCGCGAAAGUAAUCACAAUGGAAGUUAUAUGUGGAGAUCAACAUCUGCAAGAUAUAUUUGAACUUCCGCCUGACUUGGUUGAUUACUUACUGAUGCACUCACCCCCAUUGGCCUUGCAGAAGUUACAUGAAGUAUUGAAGUUUGAGCAGUGUGGUAGGCAUGGAUUUUUUAGUGAUAGUGUUAAAGAUGGGAGGAAACGUGGAAGGUAUGGCGACUUUAAUACAGCAUGGAAGAUAUUGUUCCACUCACGCUGGCCUGAGGGUGUCAGGCAGAUCCAACCAAUUGAUUGUAUGGCAGAUCAGGAUGGAAUAACAAGUCAUGAAUCGAUGAUAUGUGAUGACUGGCAGCAGAUGUACUGGGAAGCCCACUUACAAGAUUGCCUAGAUGAAGCAGCAGAGACAGCAUUGCUUCCUUCUUUUGGCGGAUGCAUUGGUGAAAUAAUGGUAUCAGAUACUAUUGUAAAUUUUAUUGGUUACAAAGGGGACAUGGGUCAUUCAACUCAUGACUACUCAAGUUUAUCUUAUCAUUGCCAACAAUUCGGGUGCUAUGUGAGGUACCUGAGGCUUAGUAGUGCGCUUUGUGUUGCCGAAACAUGUGAGCUAUUUAGGGAUAGCAAAUUGCAACGCUUGGUCUUACGAGGAAUCAAAUCUAAAAAUCAUGUUGAUGGAGCAUGCAAGCUUCUGAACCAGAAUAGUGAGACGUUAUUAUCCCUCGAGUUCAUUCAUUGCAGACUGCCUCCAACUGCUUUGAAUGAAAUUUGUGACUCAUUAUACACACAAGGUUUUCAUAGACAUGGGAUUCAAUACUUCUCAGUUAAAUCUUCAAGGAUUCUUGAAAGUAACUCAGAUUCUGUACCAACUAGGUUUUUGUCUUUCUUGUCAUCUGGAAGGUCCUUGUGUGCGCUAAAGCUCUGUGACAACCGCCUGGGGCCAAAUUCUGCAAAAAUGGUUUUUGAUGCUCUCCUCAAUUCGUCAUCUGGUCUAUCUACGCUUGAUCUAUCUGACAACUAUAUUGCAGGUUGGCUUUCUACAGUUGAUGGGAGAUUCUCAAGUUGCCCAACAUCAUCAUCAUCAGCAAUAGACAAAUCCUUGAGGUCAUUACAUGUUCUCAAUCUAAGGGGAAGCAAUUUACGUAAGAAUGAUGUGGAAGAUCUUAAAUCUGCACUAGCUUACGCUCCGAACUUGCAGAGUUUGGAUAUCAGUGACAAUCUUAUUGGGGACGAUGGAAUCAGGAGUCUAAUUCCAUACUUUAUCGACGCUUCUGAAAGAGCGUCUACCUUCGUGGAUAUAAAAGUAGAGAAUUGCAACCUUUCAUGCAUUGGAGCGACACAACUUUUAACAAGUCUCUCAACCUUGAAGUCUCCUUUGAACACACUCUCAAUUGCAGAUAAUGACCUUGGCAGUGAUAUAGCAGCACCAUUAGCAAAAUUCUUGGGAACUUCCCAUGUUAAGGUGCUUAAUAUUGAAGAUAUUGAGCUGGGCCCGUCUGGCUUCCUAGAACUGGAUAAAGGAAUGCCAGAGGCACUAGAACUCGUUCGCAUCAACCUAAGUAAAAAUCGGGGCGGGAUUGAAGCUGCAAAAUAUGUCUACAAACUCAUUUUGCGGGCCCCAGAACUUGCUGUGAUAAAUGCGGGUUAUAACUUUAUGCCUGCAGAAUCAUUGGCAGUUAUAUGUUCUGCACUGAAAUUGUCAAAAGGUAAAUUGGAGCGAUUGGACUUGACGGGAAACACAAGGUGCUGUCAACCAACUCAAGUUUCCAAGCUUGCAGAGUUCUGUUUUCGUGGAAAACCUAUUGUAAUUCUUCCAUCAUUGCUAGCCUCAGCUGCACCCUAUGAUGAUGAUCCAUAGCAGAUCGCCCACCAUACAUUACAAUCACUGUACUAUUGAGAUUUCAACUGAUGCCCCAGGUGGCUUUUUACUGAUUGUAUCCAGCUAUUUGUCACAGCCCCAUUGUAAGUGAACAGAUUCUAUGCUUGAUGCUUACCUGUUUUUUUAUUUU